AUGCUGAAAAUAGAUAACUAUUCUAACCAAAAAAUGCUUUAGUGCUUAUAUUGUCUUUCAGGGCAAACAAUUAAAUUUCUUCCUCUGAAAUAAAUACUUGAUAGUAACUAAUCAACCUUAUUUAAAGGAUGGCCAAUAUUAGAUGACUCUGAGAUCUAUGAUUAGCUUAUGCUAAUACCUUAAAAAGAGGAACUAAUAAAGUAAAGAAUUCAAGAUGUUCAAAUUUUCUAUAAACUUUUAAGGGAUGAAAUUAAUUUAUUGAUUGACAAGAAAGAAAAAGAUUCAUUAGUGAAUAUUGAAAAGAGAUACUAAAGCUUUGAAUAUCCAUUGGAUUUAUACAAUAGAAUUUGCUAAAAAGCAAAACUUAAAGAUAUCAUACUCAAUUAAUACAAAGAUUUUCAUAAUUAAAAUCAAGCAUUUUCUCUAAUUGUAAAAGAAAACAUUGAAAAACAAAAAGUUUAUUAGGAAUAAAUGCUUAAUUCUCUUAAAACAUUUUAAGGUUAUAAAGUGGAUUUGGUAUCUCAAAAUUAAAUAAAAGAAUAAAUUAUUCAGCUUAUCAAUUAAAUUAACGAUUUUUCAAUAGCUUAAGAAAAUAAGAAUAUUUUAUAGGUUUCACAAAACUCACGAUCUAAGGAAAUUAAAUAGACUAAAACAAAAUAAUUAAAAUAUACUCACUCAAAGAUCUUCACAAUAUUUAAAAUUUCUAAAAUAUAGAAAUUAAUUUAUGGUAAUUUAAUUAAUUUUAUUUCAAAUUUAUUUAUGGAAAAUUAAAUUUAUAAAAAAUAUUAUUAAAAAAUGAAAAAAAUGUAUAAUGAAAAAUAAUUUAGUAAAUUAUGA
Tetrahymena thermophila SB210 is the source of this 837-nucleotide messenger RNA. RefSeq names its product kinase domain protein. Lineage: Eukaryota; Ciliophora; Oligohymenophorea; Hymenostomatida; Tetrahymenidae. The transcript has a single exon. The record is from RefSeq and is a predicted model, not a curated record.